Messenger RNA from Sitophilus oryzae (rice weevil), 2116 nucleotides. Its product is annotated as gastrulation defective protein 1 homolog. The record is from RefSeq and is a predicted model, not a curated record. Lineage: Eukaryota; Metazoa; Arthropoda; Insecta; Coleoptera; Curculionidae. Gene Ontology annotation, cellular component: nucleus; site of double-strand break. Bases 123 to 2009 code for a protein of 628 amino acids. Gene Ontology annotation, molecular function: protein binding. Gene Ontology annotation, biological process: regulation of DNA double-strand break processing. The transcript has 7 exons.
CGAAGCUGUGGCCUAAAAUAUGAAAAAGAGGAAGAUCUUAACAACAACCACAGUUUUAAACGUCAAAAUGUUGUUUAUUUGUUCCAUUUUACAGUAGAAUUUUGAUCAACAAACAAGAAAAGAUGAAAAAGAUUACAUUUGGAAAGAUAAGUGCUAAUUUUAGAGAAAAGUCUGAAAAGGCCGAAGCGUCUCAACCGAUCGGUACUUUUGGCCCCCCCAAAGCUAUAGAAGUUUUAGAAGAUGACAAAGAGAGCCAAGAUGUGAAAAAUGUCAUGGGAAUCAUUAGUUUCGGUAAAAAGGCUAAAACAUUUGACAUAGAGGAAAUGAUGGUCCAGGUGAAAGCAACUGCUCGUGAGGUUACCAAACCUCCAGAAGAGAGUAAACCUGUUGGGGAUAGUGAUGACGACAGCGACAGUGAUGAAGACGAUGAUUUAAUUGGACCACCUAUUCCCAAAUUUUUUACAAACAAUGUUAGAAAAGUGGAAAAAGAUGAUGACGAAAGUGACAGUCAAACCGAGGACGAUAGUGAUACAGACAACCAGCAUUUUAUACCUUUAAAGCAUGAAACUAGUAUGCAACAUGGCACAAAAGCCGUUACAGCGAUUACAGUUGAUCCAAGUGGUGCAAGAUUGGCAUCAGGUUCUGUCGAUUAUGACGUUAGUUUUUGGGAUUUCGCCGGAAUGGACUCAAAUUUAAGAAGCUUCCGCACGUUACAGCCAGCAGACAACCACCCAAUCAGAGGUUUGCAUUAUUCUAGCACUGGCGAUUUAGUUCUUGUUAUCUCGGGAGCGAGUCAAGCCAAAAUUAUCGAUAGAGAUGGAUUCGAAAAGUUAGAAACAGUGAAAGGCGAUAUGUACAUAACGGAUAUGGCCAGAACCAAAGGUCACACAGCUGCCCUCCUUGCCGGAAUGUUUAAUCCAACAGUGAAGGAGGAAUUUUUAACUACAAGUUCGGACGGUACGGUCCGUACAUGGGACUUUUACGAUGGAGGGAAGAAUCACAAACAGAUAAUAAAGUGUAGGGCUCAAAACGGGUUAAAAGCGUCCCCGACAGCGGUUACUUAUAAUAGGGAAGGCAAAGUAAUAGCCUGUGGAUGUGCGGAUGGAUCAAUUCAACUAUGGGAUUUCAGAAAAAGUUCUGUAGCGCCGGCAAGUCAAGUGAGAAAAGCUCACCAACCUGUCGAAAUAACGUGCAUUUCAUACUCACACGUCGGUGAUAAUCUUCUAACAAGGAGUUUAGACGAAACUUUAAAGUUAUGGGACGUAAGAAAUUUAAAAAAAUCGGUUCACGAAGUGGGAGACUUAUUUGCCAGAUACGACACAACCGACGCUAUUUUUAGUCCCAACGAUAAAUUGGCCGUUACAGCAAUGUCCCUUAAGAAAGGAGAAAAAAUGGGUUACAUCAACUUUUACGAUGUGAACAAUUUCAAACUGGUGAAAAAACUUCCUGUGACCGAAUCGCAUACAAUAAAAAUUAACUGGCAUACCAGAUUGAAUCAGAUUUUUGUAGGAACUGGCAACGGUCAAAUAAAGUGUUUCUACGAUAGAAAUAGGAGUAUGAGAGGCGUUACCCUAUGUGUAGUGAAGACACAUAGGAAGGCUCAACAUUCCGAAGUGAUGAGUAGUCAGCAAGUGAUAACGCCCCACGCAUUACCAUUGUUUAGGCAAGAACGUAGGAAAACAAGCAGGAAACAAAUGGAGAAAGAUAGGCUAGAUCCGGUGAAAUCUAAGAGACCUGACUUGCCUAUAACGUCUGGACAAGGUGGUAGAGUAGCCUCUAGCGGAGGUACACUGAGCAGCUACGUAAUAAGGAAUUUAGGGUUAAGUAAGCGAGUGGAUGAUGACCAGGAUCCCAGAGAGGCCAUUCUUAAAUAUGCAAAAGAGGCCGAAGAAAAUCCAUAUUGGAUCACGCCAGCCUAUUCGAAAACGCAGCCGAAAAUGGUGUUGGACUCGAAUUCUCCAGAAGAAGAUGAAGGCGAACCAGAGUCGAAAAAGAGUAAACAAGAAUAAUAUAUAUAAUACUAUAUGUAUCAUUUAUUUUAUUGUAUAAAUUAUAUCUGUCCUUGUCAAAAUUAUGUUAUACGUUCCUUAUUCAGAAAUAAAUUUAUUAAAAAUAA